Macaca mulatta (Rhesus monkey) is the source of this 5731-nucleotide messenger RNA. It is a transcript of the gene GLI4, whose product is annotated as GLI family zinc finger 4. Gene Ontology annotation, molecular function: DNA-binding transcription factor activity, RNA polymerase II-specific; RNA polymerase II cis-regulatory region sequence-specific DNA binding. Gene Ontology annotation, biological process: regulation of transcription by RNA polymerase II. The record is from RefSeq and is a predicted model, not a curated record. NCBI's taxonomy places the organism in Eukaryota, Metazoa, Chordata, Mammalia, Primates, Cercopithecidae.
GCAAUGUCUGGGACAGUCACAGCUGGGUGGGGGUACCACCGGAAUCUAGUGUGCAGAGGCCGGGAUGUGUGGGGGUCCUGCCCAGAUGCUGCAGGUGAGAGAUACAGAUUUAGACCCCGUGACGACGAAGGAAAGGACGGGAAAGGUGGCUCUCAAGGCCCCAGGGAACAGCCCAGAGAUGCGUGGGGUUCCAGAAGCUAGAAAGGCGUGGCGCGGUCGCUCCUGCAGGAACAAGUGUCUGUGGUGGCUGGAGAUGUGGGAACUGGUCACGUCUUCACACACUUGACCAGAACCCUCCCAGCUGUCCCUCCCCCGCAAACAAGCCAGCAAGGCGACACGGUGGCUGCUGCUGGCGAGAGGCAAGUGUACUCGACUGCCUUUCUCCACUCUUGAGGACAGCACCCAGAGUGGCCCCGUCUCUGUCCCACCAGCCCAGGCCUAAAGCUUCCUCAUCGUCCGCAUCCCAGCCUGGGACUCAGGCAGCCUUCUGCCAGCUGUGCUGUGUGCAGGGGCUGCAGCCACUGACCCCUCUCCCUUCUGUGCUGCUCUGCUCUACCCCACAGCCCCAGGGACACCUUCAGUGUGUGUCAGCUCUCCUGCCUCCCUCCCUACAGACGCCUGUGCCCCCCAGUGCCCUGAGAAUGACGUCCAAGCCCCCAGUGGAGAUGUCAAGGCUGUUCGGUCUGUCCCUCCCCAUCCUGUUCUGUCCUCCCCAUGCUCACCACACUCCCCUGCCUGGUCUUCCAAACUUGAACCCCAGGCGACUCCUUCAAGCAUCAGACCUCUGCCCCUGCACCCCUCCCACCUCUCUGUGAUGGGCUGGCCCCUCCCUUCUGCUGCCUCCCCUCCCUCCUUCCUGCUCCCACCCCUCUCUCUCCCUGGUGCUGCCCCUUAGAGAAGCCUCUUGGACCUUUAGCCUGGUCACUCCUCUGAGCCCCUCGUCUCCAGGUGUGGUCUAAGAAGUGCUUUCAGCCUCUCUACUCCAGUGGCUCGGGGGCUCUGACCAGCCCUCCUGCCCAGGAAGCUUUGAGCUUUCCCACAGGGACCCCUAGAGACAAGGGCACUGCUGUCCAGAUGGCACCCUCACCCCAACCCCAGCAGCACUGGCUGGAGCAGGCCAGGCCUGUGUGGGUAUCUGAACAGGCACUGAAUUCCGUGAUCUCAACAAAAGAAGCCCAUGGAGGUCUUUUCUAAUCCGCAGCCCAAGACAACAGGCCUGGGGGGCUGUGGGCCGACUCCCACGCCUUAGGACCAGGGGCUCUGGGGCUGUUGGGGCUGGAACCCCGAAUCCCGAACCCCGCCUCCCAACAUAAUGAACACCAGCUCAUUGUUCACAGUGAAUACCCAGCAAAACCCUGCUCAGGCAAGGAGCCCGCCCCCCGCACCUGCUGCUCCAACAGACCAGGCUGGCUGCUGGCUCCCAGCUCAUUAAAUCAGCAACCCUUGCACUCCCUCCAAAGCCCUGGUGGGGGAAGGGGAUUCUUCCACUCUGAUUACACCCGUUGCCUUCUUCCUUCACUCCUGUGAGCUGGCCAGGCUGAGGACCGGUCCAAGGGGCCUGGGAAGUAAGACACUCCACGGCUUCUCAAAGGUCAGCCGACACGGACGGUAGCUUCGGUCCCAGGUGUGACACCUUCAGCAGGUCUCAGGGAAGAUGGCAGCCCUAGGGGACGUUCAGAAGUCCCCUUCUGUCCCCUCCCCUGUCAGUCUCUCAUCACCGGGGACACCUGGAGCCCAGCACCACGAGCCUCAGCUUCACCUCCAUGGGCAUCAACAUGGCUCCCCGAGCUCCAGCCCUGAGGUGUUGUCCCGGCCGUCUGAGCUGGAUCUCCAGGACAUAGAGGAGGUGGAGAUCGGCAGAAACACCUUCUGGCCCGACUCCGAGCCCGAGCCGGAGCAGGCUCCACGCUCUCCCGGCUCUCAGGCCCCUGACGAGGGGGCGGGCGGGGCGCUGCGCAGCCUCCUGAGGAGCCUUCCCCGCAGGGCCCGGUGCGGCGCUGGCUUCGGGCCCGAGUCCAGCGCGGAGCGGCCGGCGGGCCAGCCGCCUGGGGCCGUCCCCUGCGCCCAGCCGCGGGGCGCUUGGCGCGUGACGCUCGUGCCGCAAGCAGCGGCCGGGCCCGAGGGCGCGCCCGAGCGAGCCGCCGAGCUGGGAGUCAACUUCGGUCGGAGCCGGCAGGGCAGCGCGCGGGGGGCCAAGCCGCACAGGUGCGAGUCCUGCGGCAAGAGCUUCAAGUACAACUCGCUGCUGCUGAAGCACCAGCGCAUCCACACGGGCGAGAAGCCCUACGCCUGCCACGAGUGCGGCAAGCGCUUCCGCGGCUGGUCAGGCUUCAUCCAGCACCACCGCAUCCACACGGGCGAGAAGCCCUACGAGUGCGGCCAGUGCGGCCGCGCCUUCAGCCACAGCUCGCACUUCACGCAGCACCUGCGCAUCCACAACGGCGAGAAGCCCUACAAGUGCGGCGAGUGCGGCCAGGCCUUCAGCCAGAGCUCCAACCUGGUGCGCCACCAGCGGCUGCACACGGGCGAGAAGCCCUACGCCUGCAGCCAGUGCGGCAAGGCCUUUAUCUGGAGCUCCGUGCUCAUCGAGCACCAGCGCAUCCACACUGGCGAGAAGCCCUACGAGUGCGCCGACUGCGGCAAGGCCUUCCGCGGCCGCUCGCACUUCUUUCGGCACCUGCGGACCCACACGGGUGAGAAGCCCUUCGCGUGCGGCGCCUGCGGCAAGGCCUUCGGCCAGAGCUCCCAGCUCAUCCAGCACCAGCGGGUGCACUACCGCGAGUAGCCCGGCGGGGGCUCGGGGCGAGGCCUCCUGCCUGCCCCCACGGUGAGCAUUGCCCAGCACCGCAUGCCAUGUGUCCGGAAUAAAUUCUUUUUGAUUGUUGGAAGUGGGAGCCGGCACCUGCCUGGGUGAGGCCUUGGGGCAGCUUCCCAUCCCCGAGGACCCGCUGCAGGAUGGGGUUGACGGGGCUGCUUCACCAAGACCUGCCACGCAGGGCCACGGGGUCCCUGGAGCCUGGCGGGCGGCCCGAGUGUCCUAGGGGAGGAUCUGAGGCCUGGAGGUGUCCUGACUUGCCCAGAGCCCGGAAGUAGUCAGGCUUUUCUGACGCUGAUACCCCACCAUCAACGCGGGGGGCGCGCCCAGAGCAGGAGGUGAGGACAGGGCCGCUCUAGAAGUGCCCACAGGCCUGGCCAGGCUGCCUGCCACCUGGGCGAGGGGUGUCCAGGAAUUCGGUUCGCUUAUGUAUUUGGGAAGCCUCUGCUUCUGUCCAGUGCCGCAGACUCUUCCCCACGUGCCCUCUCAGCUCUGCUGCCUCCAUUCAGCGGGGAGCCUGCUGGGCAGCAGUGGCCCGGGCCUCCUCUGCAUCAGCCCCUUGCCCUGGGAUGUGGGGGCCCAGGGUGUUCAGGUCUUGACAGGUGUGGGCUGGUACAGCUGGGCCUGCCAGGCCCUUUUCAGAGCUGCCGGGACACUGCUUCUGGGCAGGGGAGUCUGGGCCACGAAGUUCUGAGAGAGCUCAGCUGGGGGUGGCCUCAAGUGCUGAGUGCCAGUGAUUCUGCCAGCGCCUUCUCCCUGCCCUGUCUGUGCCCUCUGGUACAGCUGGCAGACCCCGGAGUCCAGCCUGGCUCCUCCGAGGCUGCCCCUCUCCAGGUCUCACCUCCCCUCCUGCUGUGACUCGUCCAGAACCCCGGGUCUGGUCCCCAGAUGUGUCUGUGGCGGGCCUGUGAGGUCACUGUCCUGUCGAAGACGAAGGCUACCGUGCCCGCUUUUUGGCGGUGCCUGCGGAGGCCUGCGCAGUGCGCAUCUGAUGUCAGCCCCAGCAAGCCAUUUUUCCGGAGAAGAACCCGGAGGCUCCGAGGUGACCCGUGGCUUGCUCGAGGUCACACGAUCAGUGACGGCACCAGAUGAAUCCGAGCUCCCUGACCAGCCAUCCACCCAGACCCCUGCUGAGACAGCGGGACCUCGUCGGAAGCCCGGGGAACGCGGCUGCCCGGACUGGGAGCCCGCAGCACAGGGCCCUGUGCCACCCCUUGGGGAAGGCGGCCCCAGGCUCCGCCAGCCCCCGCCUCCCUCUCCAGGCCAUGCCCUGGGGGCCCUGUGGACGCCCCACUCCGCCGGGUGAGAACGAGUUUAGGGGUGCGGGCUGGAGGUCAGUGUGUCUGUCCGAAGUCAGCUGGGAGGCAGGCGCCUACUUGAGGCGUCCGUGCUGGUGUGCGGUGGCCCUUGGGUUCAGACUGUCGGCCUGAAAGGUAAGGGUGAGAACGCCUGCAUUCUGCUUGUUCAGUAACACGCGUGGGCAGCCAGGCCGAGGGGCUGGCUCUGCAGGGACCGCCCCGCGCGUCCCUGACUCCCCCGCUGGACUCCCGCUCGCUGCGACCGGAGAGAGCCCGGCGGUCCUCCACGCCGUCCUAGACAGUCCCGGAAGUGGCCGCGGCGCCGGGAGGGGCGGGGAGGGGCGGGGCCAGGUGCACUCUCCGCAGCCCGCACGAGACUCGAGCAGCGCCAGCUCACGGGAGGCUUCCCAGGGGAAGGGAGUGCGGCGCGGGGAGUCCGGCAGGGCUGCUCCUCCGCGCCGGGUCGUAAACCCUCUGCAAGCUCUCUGCGUACCCCCUCGUUGGGCAGGGCCCGCGAGAUGGGCUGAAAUGGCAUUUGCGUCUUUCCCAGUGUCCUCAGCUCCUUCUCCAAGCCCGCGGGCACGGGGCUGAUUCUCGAACGUGCCAUCUGAUCCACUCGACAUUUCCCGGGAACCCCAGAGCGGCCCGGCAGGACUUUUAAGGGCAUUUUUCUACCUUGGGGUGGCUGCCGGGUAUAUCAGCGUGUAGUUGAACAGGACAUAAUAUUCCUGAGCCCUCCUGGGACGCCUGCGACCCUGAGCUGUGCUCGGCCUCUUGGUCACAGCCCUCCCCAUCCUCCUUCGAUUUGCAUCACUCGAGCCGCUUGUCCGGGCGGCCGCCCCCGGGGCUGGUUCGGAGCCCUGUCCCACCCCUACCAGCUCUGCCCCCGAGAGGAACCUGGACGCAGACCACCGGGAGCAUCUCCAGCUCAACGGCCAAUCUCCAACCCACACCACCUCCAAACCCACACCACCACUCCUCUCCCUCCUCCGACCCAGGACCUCGAUUCUCAGCCUUCGCCCUCUCCCUCCUCCCGGAAGUGACCGGGGAUCUUCCUAAAGACCCGAUGGUAUCCGGGAGCCCAGGUUUGGGAUCCGCCAGCCCUGAUUCCAUACCCCACACUUAUCCUUCCUCACGGAGCUCGUUUCUGCCUCUGACGAUGGAGGAAGCGCAGCCGGGUCGGCACCGCACAUGGUGGUUGGAAGGACGGCAUGGGUGGGGUUCUCUGCACAGUGCCAGGCACGCAGCAAAUCCCCAUAAAAAGAGCUCCUGGAAGGGCUCUGUCGACAGUGUGAGUGGAUAGUCUUAGCAGAGGACCACCUGAGGCCUGGGUUGGUCACAGCAAAUGUGAGGGACCAGGAAAAGGGGUGCAUGUGAGUUUUGGAACCCAGGAAAUGAUCAUCUGUAUCUGGCACAGUAUCUGUUUUUGAGCCCAGAAGGAACUAAAGGCCCUGGAGAGGCUCUGAACCCUAAAGCACUGGACUCGCAGGAAGAGGUCUUCUGAGGCAGCUUCCUGCGGCCCCAGACAAGCGGAGAGCCAAGUGCUGACCUAAUCGUGGCCUUGGGGGCAGGUGUGCAUGCCCAUGGAUUAGCAAAUAAAGGACCAAAAUGAGCUUAA